This is a messenger RNA of Polypterus senegalus (gray bichir), 2762 nucleotides long. RefSeq names its product heparan sulfate (glucosamine) 3-O-sulfotransferase 4 (gene hs3st4). The transcript has 2 exons. Lineage: Eukaryota; Metazoa; Chordata; Cladistia; Polypteriformes; Polypteridae. Bases 742 to 1980 code for a protein of 412 amino acids. The record is from RefSeq and is a predicted model, not a curated record. Gene Ontology annotation, molecular function: [heparan sulfate]-glucosamine 3-sulfotransferase activity.
UGCUGAUGCGCCUAUGGAGUCUACCAAUCAAAAGCAGGCUUCAGGACAUCCAGCAACACUCCCAACUAGCGAAGAGAGUCAAUGAAUAUUAAUAGAGAAGCCGCACACUUUCAUCUGCACAAAGUUAGCGGCUUAUCAAAGGAGCGAAGGCUGACAAGCGAGCCAGGCUCACGUUGUUUCGACCAUCAGAUCUGAUGUGGACUCCUCGGAUUCCUACGUGGUCCUCGAAGGGACGGGGGUGUUCGGUUAUGACACCGCAUCUGGGGGAUACGUGCGUCUAAUGCGGAACGUGCUCUGCACACUACUUCCUGGACUUAAGCAAUUACUCGCGUUUUUCCCUUUAAAAUGUCAGGACUUCGUCUUUCACGAUGUGCCCAAUGCCAAGCGAGCUGCUUUUGUGAAAGGAGGCAAGAUUGUUACCUUUGUGAUCUAAAGGUUCAGCCCUGUAAAUUGUGACAAAGGCUUGUCAGGACUAAAGCGAAAUAUCAGUAUUCAAGAAUGCGAGCUGUUUCCUUCUAGAAAUUUAACGAACUUUCUUUUUUUCCUUUUUCUUUUUUCGUUUUAUUUCAUUUUGUUUCGAUUGCAUCUCUUUCUUAAAGAGUGCGCCUUGCCACUACCUUCGGCUUAUAUCCAACAACGGAAGAUUUUGAAUAUGACAGUUUAUUAUUGCUAAAGGUCCAUGUGAGACUUGAGGUGAAAACAUGUCUGGCCAUUUCUCCGUGUGGAUCACUGCUGUCCGAGAUGGCAUUUUGGUCCAGCACUCCAGUUUUCACCUCUAAAGUGCCUCGGAAGAUUUUAUUCAUGUUCACCCUCUCGCUCUCUGUCACGUACCUGUUCUACAGCUUGAUGAGCUGCUACAACUCGCUUCAGUUCCCCUUGCAAGAGAACUACUUGUACCAAGCGAGGCUGGUGACAGAGGAGUCAACUUUCACUGUACUAAGAGAGAAACUUUAUUCCGCCACAUCGCAAUCUUAUUUCGGGGAAGACGCGCUGCGCAUCACCACGGAGCAGACCCUGUCUGGAUAUGCUUUCACCAAAAGCGACGGGAGGGCAGCGGAGUGGGUCAAAACCCAGUUGGCUCCCACUGAAAUGAUCACGGCGCAGAAUGCGCUGUUCGAUAGGGAGCACCAAGAGUCGAGCACCACGGACGACGAUCUGAACAGGCGAGGGAAUAGCACCCCCGAUUAUGGAGAGAAAAAGCUGCCCCAAGCCAUAAUAAUUGGCGUCAAGAAAGGAGGCACUCGGGCUCUUUUGGAAGCGUUGCGCGUCCACCCCGAUGUGCGGGCAGUUGGAGUUGAACCUCAUUUUUUUGAUCGAAACUACGAGAAAGGAUUCGAUUGGUACAGGGAUCUGAUGCCCUCAACCCUCGAAGGACAGAUUACCAUGGAAAAAACUCCCAGUUAUUUUGUGACCACGGAAGCUGCAAAGCGAAUUCACUCCAUGGCCCGGGAUAUUAAACUUAUAGUUGUGGUUCGCAAUCCCGUCACCAGGGCUAUUUCAGACUACACCCAAACGUUGUCUAAGAAACCAGAAAUUCCCAGCUUCGAAGUGCUGGCAUUCAAAAACAGGACACUUGGGCUGGUCGAUGCUUCCUGGAGUGCUCUUCGGAUAGGGAUCUAUGCCCUUCAUUUGGAGAGAUGGCUGCAGUAUUUCCCACUUUCCCAAAUGAUUUUUGUCAGUGGAGAAAGGCUUAUCGUUGAUCCGGCAGGGGAACUAGCCAAAGUGCAGGACUUUCUUGGGCUCAAAAGGAUCGUAACGGAUAAGCAUUUCUAUUUCAAUAAGACCAAGGGAUUUCCCUGUUUAAAGAAGCCCGAGGACAGCAGCGCUCCAAGGUGUCUGGGCAAAUCCAAAGGCAGAACUCACCCAAAAAUCGAGCCGGAUGUAAUCCAUCGGCUACAGAAGUUCUACAAACCAUUUAACAUGAUGUUUUACCAAAUGACUGGACAGGAUUUCAAGUGGGAGGAGGAAGAAAACCGAUGAACCAGAGUACUGAUUUUAUGGAAGGCUUACUAAGCAAAAAAACAACAAAAAAAAAAAAAUAUAUAUAUAUAUAUAUAAAUAAAUAAGACAACAAAGCUUCUCAAAAAGUAUGAAAAUUCUUGAAAGUUUGAGUUGCUUUUCAUGACCACCUUAUGAACCCAGUUGUUUCUUUUGAUUUAAUUUUGAUUUAUUUAUUGAUUUAUUUUCAGAUUUGUUUUUAUAAUGUAAUUUUAACUUGUGGUAAUUUCGACGAUGAGAUCUUUGUACUAAAGAAAGAGUGAAUGAAAGUGAAACAAAGGUCCCAUUGUGAAAUCUGACUCAGUUCAAGUGUCCUUAAUACAUGAUCUCUAAUAUUAAAGAGGAUAUCGACCCCCAUGGAUUGCUAUAGUUGGCUUGAUAUUUUAUUUUUGAAUACGUUAAAAAUUCUAUAUUAUUUAAUAUAAGUUGCCAUAAUAUUUAAUGUAAGAUUCUAUUCUGAAUUAUUUUAGUGGUGGUUCUGAGAGGUGGGACAAUCAACUGUAAUUAAAGAUUUUUUUUAUAUAUAAAUCAGUGUAAUGCUGGAACUAUAUUUUUGUUAAAAACUGAGGAUCUAAUUUAAAACCAUUACACCACAAAAUAAAGUUAAUUUCUCAGCUUGUUAGCACCCCAUGUCAUAUUGGUGAAGCGCAGGCACUUAAGGGUUUUGUUUUUAUUUUGUUCCAAACUUGGAAAAAAAUUUGCUUGAAAACUCCAAAGGGUGGCACACAAAUGACACAGGAAAAAAUUAAAAAUAAUAAUAAACU